GAAUACUGGCGGCUGUUUCAUCAGCGCUGAGCUGCAGUCAUUGCUGUCAUUACAGGAUUGCUCAAUGGUUGUGUCACUAGGAGGCUGGACUGGUCGGGCGGAGUGUUUGAGCUCAACAUCACCGGAGCUCACUCACUCUCUGCCUCUCUCAGAGUGCGAGGCGGUCUCUCUCUCUCUCCCUCUUUCUCUCUUCCCAUCUCUCUCUCCCCCCUCUCUCUCCUUCUCUCAGUCUUGACUCUGAGGGAUAGGGAAUUUUUCUCACCAGAAUUAUACACGGACCUCAGAGCCACGGGCAUUCGCUCUCUUUAAAAAAAAAAAAAAAAAAAAGGGGGGACGUGGGUCGGAUUUUUUCCUGAAACCGCUAAAGUUUCAUUGACGGCUCAACGAGGAGAAAUGGAGCGCAACGUGUGCAGUUUAUUCUAAAAAACAGCCUCGGGUUUUUUCCUUUUUUUCCCCUUGCUUUUUUGCUUUGAUGGUGAAUAUUUCUAUCAGCAUGAACUUGCAGUGGAGCAGCCCGGCACCGUGCGUGCGCACCGGGAGAGUCGCGCACAAGCGGCUGGACUCGGACGAUCAACCACCGGCAAAAUGCGCCAGGCUGAGCGCCGACGCGGGGGACACGCAGGGGCUCCUGGGCACCUCUCCCGGUUCCCCGGUCAGCCCCGUUCCAAGCUCCUGCCCGACGAGCCACCAGGGGCCAUCCAGGAUAGGACCGUUCCUGCUUCUACCUCUAACGGACCGGGAGAGCGUGCACAGCGCGAUGAACACCGACACCGGCGACGAGCAGCUGUGCAAGGUCUUUGAUAUGGGGGUGUACCAGGAGAAGAUCAGAGCCUAUGGGAUCCUGCCAGCCCACGAGAACGUGGCCGGAGUCCGGGACAUCAUCAUCGGCGAACGCAGAGCCUACGUGUUCCUGGACAAGGACUUUGGGGACAUGCACACCCUGGUGAAAAGCUGUCGCCGGCUGGACGAGGAGCGCGCGCGCAGGCUCUUCCGCCAGGCGGCCGUGGCAGUGGCGCACUGCCACCAGGCCGGCAUCGUGCUGGGCGACCUCAAGUUGCGAAAGUUUGUCUUCGCAGAUGAGAAGAGGACCCGAGUGAGACUAGAAAGCCUUGAGGACUGCCGCGUCCUAGAAGACCCGAGCGACGACUCCAUGUCGGACACCCACGGCUGCCCCGCCUACGUCAGCCCCGAGAUCCUCAGCGGCUCGGCGCCUUACUCCGGCAAGAUGGCCGACAUGUGGAGCCUCGGGGUCAUGCUGUACACCAUGCUGGUGGGCCGCUACCCGUUCCACGACCCGGACCCGGCCACGCUGUUCUCCAAAAUCCGCCGGGGACAGUGCUGUCUGCCCGAGGGCUUGUCGCCCAGGGCCAAGUGUCUGCUCCAGAGCCUGCUGAGGAAAGAGCCCUGGGAGAGACUCACGGCCGGCGAGCUGCUCGCUCACCCGUGGUUCCACCAGCCGCCGUCGUCGCAGGAAGCGGCACCGGGGGAACAGGAAGUGAGCUCGGCGGAACAGAUGGUGCCAUCCUUUCAGGUGGAAGAGGACGACGAUUUGUUCUCCUGACGGACUCGAUUCCGCCGAGACUGGCUGAGGGACCAAAACGGGAAUCGCGACCAGGGACCCAUUGUUGGGUUUUUGAACAAUGGCACGUUUUAGAAACCCAUUUGUGUAGAACUGAGUGGACAUACACCCUCAAGAACUCACUGUACUGUAUUUCGUUGUCGUAUGUGUGUUACUUGCUGAGGGCAUUGUUAAACGAUCAUUCUUUGCGUUUCUUUAUGUAUAUUUGCCGAUCAAUUUGGUGCUAAAAGAAAUAACAAGUCACUUGAAUUUGCCGGAUUACGUUGGCAGGCUACUGUGAGAGUAUCACAGAGAAUAAACCCGCGGCAAACCAUAGUCACCGAUGCUUGCUGUCAGCCUGGCCUCGCAGGGCUCCAGAAGGCAUCGGAUGAAUCUUGAAUGGGAGGCGAGGAGACGUGUGUCUGACCAGGCCGGAGGCUCCGCCGGGCUGACUCACCGGCCGGCUCCAGGAAGGCCCAGCACAAGCUUGACGUCUCGCAGCAGGCGGUGUCACGGAGUGAGAAAGACGCUUAGCAGAGGACUGAUGUGUCACACUCAGCAGGGGGGGAGCGGGCGCUAGGAAAGGUGUCUCACUGCCAGUCUGGCAACGUCCCAGCAAGUCGAGAGUUUUACAAAUCUCACAGCAUUCGCAGAAGGUGGAGAAGGGCAGGAUGUUACUAGUGUAAAACUCACUAAAGGUCCUACACACUUGGUAAAAUAAGAAGUGGCACUGGGCUAACACAAGUCCUUGUAAAUGGCUAAUAGAGGAAGGAAGACAUUUGAAACAGGCUAAAGCAUUUAACGCUACAAAAAAAGGCUCAUAUCUGAAUACAUCAUCUAAAAAAGGUUGCGUUGGAACAGGAAGUGUCUGGUAAAUGGGACGUUGAUCAAUCUGCUCCACUGAAAGCUGCAUGCGCAGUUAGCCACAGCUAACGCUUCUUAAAAUAAGGUACGACCCUGAGCCCCAUUUGCCUUUGGACCAACAGAGAUGGUUUGAUAAAUAUUCAGUGGGUAGAAUUCAAACAAACAGACAAUUAAAAUGCUUGAAUACACUUGAAUUACAACGCAACGAGUUAUCUCAAUCCAACAAUGUGUUGUGGUUUUUUUGGGGUCAAAAAUCCAGUUCAGUCCAAGCCAGAAAAGAAACCCACUACGGAAAAAUGACGACUUCUCUCAGUUGCGCAGUUGUUGUUGGAAUGCUGUGUUGCUUUGACAAAGCUGUGCCCGUAUCACUGUGUUUCAUAAACUGAAUGGCUCUGAAUCACUGGCAGUCAGGCGAUAUUUGAUGCUUGUUUAAUGAUGACUCAACACUAGAGCGAGUCUGUAGAAAACGGUCCUGACCUUGGACGGAAGAAUCUGUCCGGACUGUUUCACCUCUUUUUAUGGUAUUUUAUUCCCCUUCCUCUUUAUUAUGUUUUUUUUUUU
Messenger RNA from Pungitius pungitius (ninespine stickleback), 2983 nucleotides. RefSeq names its product tribbles pseudokinase 1 (gene trib1). Bases 473 to 1561 code for a protein of 362 amino acids. Gene Ontology annotation, cellular component: nucleus. Gene Ontology annotation, molecular function: ATP binding; mitogen-activated protein kinase kinase binding; protein kinase activity. The transcript has 3 exons. NCBI's taxonomy places the organism in Eukaryota, Metazoa, Chordata, Actinopteri, Perciformes, Gasterosteidae. Gene Ontology annotation, biological process: positive regulation of proteasomal ubiquitin-dependent protein catabolic process; regulation of MAP kinase activity; protein phosphorylation. The record is from RefSeq and is a predicted model, not a curated record.